This is a messenger RNA of Oncorhynchus keta (chum salmon), 3737 nucleotides long. Its product is annotated as zinc finger and SCAN domain-containing protein 2-like. Gene Ontology annotation, molecular function: RNA polymerase II cis-regulatory region sequence-specific DNA binding; DNA-binding transcription factor activity, RNA polymerase II-specific. Gene Ontology annotation, biological process: regulation of transcription by RNA polymerase II. NCBI's taxonomy places the organism in Eukaryota, Metazoa, Chordata, Actinopteri, Salmoniformes, Salmonidae. The transcript has 8 exons. The record is from RefSeq and is a predicted model, not a curated record. The coding region runs from base 384 to 3737 and encodes 1117 amino acids.
UCAAACUUGUUAACAUUUUCUAUAACGUUUCCAAAUACAACAAACACGGAUUAAUAAAUCGGAUAAUUUGUCCACGCUCACCCGAUCAACAUUGAUUAGUCUAUUGAUCUAGCUAGCUUGCUAACGAGCCUUUAGUAAACACGCUGUCGGCGCGCAAGAUGGCGGUCAGUGCAGAUCAUUUGUUUUGGUAGUUGAAGGAAUUAUUGGAUUUAUUUACCCAAAUAUGACCGUUUGGUAGUUCAUUUCUACGGUGAUAAACCCCGUGUGAAUAUGGUUUAGUUUGUUUACUUUCUGCAAGUUUUCCACCUCCUAAAACUAAGUUUUCGACACAACUAGAUAGCCAGAUAAGCUUGCUAGCUCAAAUACUAGCUUGUAGAACCCACAUGGAAACGACCAGAACCAAAAGGAAAGAAAUGGGGAGAUCGUCAGAUGGACAGUUAACCCCAAAAGAUGGUGUGAUUGAGGGCACUCCUCUUCAGAAUGUAACUGUGAGGGGAGAUACUCCAAUGGGUGAUGAAAAUGUGCCUUCCAUGUCUGAACAGAAGUCCACAGAGUCCCCGGGUUCUGGCUGUGGUGUUCCAGCCCAGAGAAGCUCACAGCAGGGUCCAGAGAUGGUCUCAGUGAAGCUGGAGGACUGCAGUCAAACACUGGAACUCAAUGUGAUUGUCAAAGAGGAAUGGGAGGAGAGAGAAGUCAAAGAGGAGGUGGAGAACAGGGAAGUGUCUGCUCCAGACCAAGAGGAUGAGGAGGAGGAGGAGGCAGCAGUAGAUAGUAUCACUGACCCAGGAGAGAUCUCCAACCCAGGUUCAGACAGUGAGCCCAGUUCCACAGCAUCAGGAAACCAUAAACAACACAGACGGAGGAACUCAAGACAGAAACAUCACCACUGCAUGGACUGCUACACUAGUUUCUAUGAUCCAGAGGAGUUGAGAAGACACACUUGUAGACCCCACCCCUGCUCAGACUGCAGAGACAGUUUUAUUUGUCCAACUCACCUCAUACCACACCAACAGACUCUCAAAACAAAGAAGCCUUACAUGUGUGGUCAAUGUGGCAAGAGAUUUCAGACCCCAGGCACCUUGAAGACACACCAACUUACUCACACAGGAAAGAAGCCUUUCCACUGCUCCCAGUGUGGGAAGACUUUUGAUUCAUCAUUGCAUUUGAAGAGACACCAUAAAAUACACACAGGAGAGAAGCCUCAUCAAUGCUCUGAAUGCGGGAAGAGUUUCAAUCAGUUAUCACAUUUAAAGGCACACCAACAAACUCACACAGGAGAGAAUCUUUUUCACUGCUCUCCGUGUGGGAAGGGUUUCAGUCUGUCAUCUAAUCUGAAGAGGCACCAGCUAAUGCACAAAGAGAAGCCUUACCACUGCUCUCAUUGUAGGAAGAGUUGUAAGUUGGAAGGAAGCCUUCAGAGUCAUCAGAGAAUACACAGUGGAGAGAAGCCCCACUGUUCCCAAAGCUUCAAUCAAGCAGGAGACCUAAAGACACAUCAGAGAGUACACAGUGGCGAGAAGCCCUACCACUGCUCCCAAUGUGGGAAGCGCUUUAGUCGGGCAGGACGGCUAAAUGAACACCAGAAAUAUCACACUGGAGAGAAGCCAUACCGCUGUGAUCAGUAUGGGAAGAGUUUCCAUCAGCCGUCCAUGUCUGAACAGAAGUCCACAGAGUCCCCAGGUUCUGGCUGUGGUGUUCCAGCCCAGAGAAGCUCACAGCAGGGUCCAGAGAUGGUGUCAGUGAAGCUGGAGGACUGCAGUCAAACACUGGAACUUAAUGUGAUUGUCAAAGAGGAAUGGGAGGAGAGCGGAAUCAAGGAGGAGAUAGAAGUAAAAGAGGUAGAUCAGAGAACAGUCAAAGAGGUGAAGGAGAGAGCAGUCAAAGAGGAAGUAGAUAUGGCAGUCAAAGAAGAACAUGGGGAGAGAACAGUCAAAGAAGAAGAGGAGGAGAAUAAUGAAGUGUCUGCUCCAGAUCUAAGGGAAGAGGAGGAGAACAGUGAAGUGUCUGCUCCAGAUCUAAGGGAAGAGGAGGAGAACAGUGAAGUGUCUGCUCCAGAUCUAAGGGAAGAGGAGGAGAACAGUGAAGUGUCUGCUCCAGAUCUAAGGGAAGAGGAGGAGAAUAAUGAAGUGUCUGCUCCAGAUCUAAGGGAAGAGGAGGAGAACAGUGAAGUGUCUGCUCCAGAUCUAAGGGAAGAGGAGGAGAACAGUGAAGUGUCUGCUCCAGAUCUAAGGGAAGAGGAGGAGAACAGUGAAGUGUCUGCUCCAGAUCUAAGGGAAGAGGAGGAGAACAGUGAAGUGUCUGCUCCAGAUCUAAGGGAAGAGGAGGAGAACAGUGAAGUGUCUGCUCCAGAUCUAAGGGAAGAGGAGGAGAACAGUGAAGUGGUAGCGGAGGAGAACAGUGAAGUGUUUGCUCCAGAUCUAAGGGAAGAGGAGGAGAAUAAUGAAGUGUCUGCUCCAGAUCUAAGGGAAGAGGAGGAGAACAGUGAAGUGUCUGCUCCAGAUCUAAGGGAAGAGGAGGAGAACAGUGGUGUCUGCUCAGAUCUAAGGGAAGAGGAGGAGAACAGUGAAGUGUCUGCUCCAGAUCUAAGGGAAGAGGAGGAGAACAGUGAAGUGUCUGCUCCAGAUCUAAGGGAAGAGGAGGAGAACAGUGAAGUGUCUGCUCCAGAUCUAAGGGAAGAGGAGGAGAACAGUGAAGUGUCUGCUCCAGAUCUAAGGGAAGAGGAGGAGAACAGUGAAGUGUCUGCUCCAGAUCUAAGGGAAGAGGAGGAGAACAGUGAAGUGUCUGCUCCAGAUUUAAGGGAAGAGGAGGAGAACAGUGAAGUGUCUGCUCCAGAUCUAAGGGAAGAGGAGGCAACAGUAGAUAGUAUCAGUGACCCAGGAGAGAGCUACAACCCAGGUUCAGACAGUGAGCCCAGUUCCACAGCAUCAGGAAGCCAUAAACAACACAGACAGAGGAACUCAAGACAGAAACAUCACCACUGCAUGGACUGCUUCACUAGUUUCUGUGAUCCAGAGGAGUUGAGAAGGCACACUUGUAGGCCCCACCCCUGCUCAGAUUGCAGAGGCAGCUUUAUUUGUCCAACUCACCACUGCUCCCAGUGUAGUAAGAGGUUCUGUCGUGUAGACGCAUUAAAGUCUCACCGGAGAAUACACACAAGGGAGAAGCCUUUCCACUGCUCCCAUUGUGGGAAGAGCUUCAGUGAUGAAGAAAGUCGAAAUAAACACCAAAGAAUACACACAAGAGAUAAGACUUUCCACUGCUCUGAGUGUGGAAAGAUCUUCAGUAAGGGAGGAAAUCUAAAGGAACAUCAGAGAAUACACACAGGGGAAAAGCCAUACAGCUGUGAUCAGUGUGGGAAGAGUUUCAGUCAAACAGGAGUCCUAAAGAGACACCAGCUAACUCACACAGGAGAAAAGCCUUUCAACUGCUCCCAGUGUGGGAAGGAUUUCAGUCAGUCAUCACUUUUGAAGAGACACCAGCUAACGCACACAGGAAAGAAGCCUCACCACUGCUCUCAUUGUGGAAAGAGCUUCAGUUGGGUAAGAGACCUAAAGAAACAUCAGAAAGUACACAGAGAGGAGAAGCCUUUCCACUGCUCCCAAUGUGGGAAGCGCUUCAAUGAGAAAGGAAAUCUAAAGCAACACCAGAGAAGACACUCAGGAGAGAAACCUUACAGCUGUGAUCAGUCUAAGGGAUGUGUCCAAGCACUCCGCCUUGCGCCUAAGAACAGCCCUUAG